AUGACGAGGUUUACUGGAAAACCGUCUCUCUGGACAUCUCUCAGAACCCUUUGGAAACCCAUUAUCGUCGCGAGACAUCACCGAGUUAUUGGUAAAUCUCUUAAAGGAUUUCGGGUCAGCCGAAUCUCUGAAAGUCAAAUAGUCUUAUCUCAGCCAAGAGAUGUGCUAGAAGCAUUGCGUGUUGAGAACCACAAGCCAACUUCUUUUCUUGGACUCCUAGAAGUAAUGAAAGCAAAAGUAAACGAACUGCGAUCACAAGUAUGGAUGGCUGCUGCCCUCAGUGCAGGAGUUGCUGCCAUUCCCGUUCCCGGUUUAGCACUCGUAUGUGAUCAAACAAUACUCAUCAGGUGUGUUCUUCAUUACAAACAACAACUCGCUCUUGAUGAUAAAUCGUUGAAAAGUAUAGCAGCAUUGCACAGUAUUCCAUUGAAAGAGUUAGAAGAACAAAUUCAGACAAUAUUUUCAGUUUAUUUUUUUACUGAUCUGUCAAAAAUGGUGUUGUCGUUACUUGAAAGCCAAGCCGUAGGUAGUACAACCGAAGUAAUUUUACGAUUUAUUCCGUUCAUCGGACCAUUCGUAGCUGCAGGCAUAUCCUUUGGUGUUACUAUGUUUAUGCUCAAUAAAAUGUUGACCGAUAUGGAAAAGGCAGCUCUUUUAUUGAUUGAUGUGAUCAAAAAACGUUCCGUAAGUUCUGUAGAUGGUUGA
This is a messenger RNA of Didymodactylos carnosus, 705 nucleotides long. The record is from the annotation of a GenBank genome assembly. NCBI's taxonomy places the organism in Eukaryota, Metazoa, Rotifera, Eurotatoria, Philodinida, Philodinidae.